AUGGACGCAAACACAUCGGAAAACAAUACACGAGUUCAGCGAUCACAGUCCUCCAUUGCGCUUGGCAAGCGGCCAGUACAUGACCCACCACAUCCCGACAUCUCAAAACCCGCAGACUCCGACAAUAACGACGACAACACCGACGAACGUGCGCGAAACGCCGCUGAGAUACAAAACCUUUGCUAUGAUCCACUUGAAGGUUCUAACAUCCGAUUGAUUACUAUAGAUCCUGCGUUGCAGGACGGAAAGGUCAAACUUGCUAUGGAACAAGUGCCGCUUACUAAAGGGCUUGACUUCCAUAUGCUUUCAUACGUCUGGGGGGAUGGGACAGACAAGCAUACCAUCGUUGUGAAUGGCCAACGAUUGGAUGUAACACAGAACCUUUACGACUUUUUAGAAACAACGCGCCAAUACGAGCCGGACUUCCUAGGCAAAGCGACCGGUCCCGCUACCAUGCCAAUGCGAUUCUGGGUUGACGCUAUUUGCAUCAACCAGAAUGAUCUGAAUGAGAGGAACAAGCAGGUACCUCGGAUGGGCGAUAUAUAUUCGAUGGCGAGCCGGGUAUGGAUUUGGAUAGGCUUUGCAUCGAAGGUCUUCAGCGAAGAUGGUGAUUUAGAGGUGUUCAAGCGAGGCUUGGACUAUUGUGUACAAGAUUCCUUCAAGGAUCUCGCCACACUCGGAACGACGAGACCUCCAAACACGCCUCUGAUAGAGCAGUUCGCUGAUCAUCAUCGUCAACUGGUUAUGGAGAGGACGAUGGCCCGAAUGCGAGCGAUGGGGUUUGUGCUUGAGCCUGGCCCUAAGAUGGACAUGAUGUACCAGAAGUAUACACAAUUCUCUGGUCAAUUCUCAUCACAACACAUGCAUGCGCCUUUUAAUAUGUUCUUGCGACAGCUAGCAAGUCUUCUCAGUCAGCCUUAUCUCAAAAGAGUUUGGAUCAUACAGGAGUACGUUUUGAAUCCCAGAGCACCAAUCGCACUUCUGGGGAAUUUCGUGUUAGACUUGCAGCAUGUUAUGGCUACAAUGAUGCGGUUGUCGCGGGAAGUUCAGUUAAUGAACGAGCACUCGAAAGCCCUCGUCUUUGCCGCUGUCGGCCAAAUGGCAAACCUGAUGACUUUGGAUCGGGUAAGGAUGGAAUGGCACGGUUCAUCAUACAUUGGCAACACCUUGGAAGGCUUGACGCGCCUAUCACCAGGCGAGCGACUGAGCCAUCUUCUACAGCAACUGUCCAAUACGCAGUGCACCAAUCCAGUAGACCGAUUCUACGGCAUCUUGGGCUUCUUCUGCCACCACGACCUGCCUAGAUCACUAGUCCCUGACUACAGCUUACCGGUUGAGCAAGUAGCCCAGGCAUACACGCGAUACAUCAUCGACAGCACCGGGGAUCUGGAGAUAAUUGAAUCCAGUAUGGGUUAUGAAUCUGCAGAUUGUCCUAGCUGGGUAGCCCACCCAACAAGUCUUAUAGGUCAGACGAGCACACAUAUCACUGUUUCUAAGGGCAACAAAACACUCUACUUUUCCGAAGAUGGCCGUUGCCUUACGUUAGAGGGAACAUUCCUUGGACAGAUUGUCAAGUGUAGCUGCACAGAUCGUCCAGGCGAAACUAUGGGCGAACAUCUUAAGUACUUGGACGAGGAGUUGUUCGAAACAGCGUCUCAAAUUACCGGCAAGCCCAAGAGCGAAAUCUUCAAGUUCUGGUUGAAUGAGCAAGUAGAUUUCCAGAAGGGCAUGCUUCCCUCCGACUUCAAGAGUUUUGACAGCAUGCAAGACCUUCUUCGACGCUACCAGGAUAUCUGUAAAGAUAUCCCCCCGGAAGCCCUCGAUGGUUCCAACCGCAUGAGUAGCAUGCAAAAGCACAUCAUCUUCAAGACCCCCUGCCGCGACCCUAAGUUCUUCAUUGCGAAGGAUCGAGGCUGGUUCAAGACGUACACACCCUUCACAUCUAUAGUUGAUCCCUCGCCCUUCUUCAACCCGGGCAACUACAUUCCAGUGCUAGGAAUAGGCACCGUCGAGAUCCCCACAAAGCGCUCGCCCAAUACUUCAGGCGUGUCUUCGCACGCAUCUCUCCUUCUCCACGAAGUCCUGCACGUGCCUGAUUUUCUCUGCAACGUCAUUGGGCAACCACUUUGGUUAACAGACGGAUACAAUCCUAUAAUCAAAUCUGGUACAAAGUCUCGAGGAACUAUAAAAGAUAGUCAAGGCAAGAAUGUUGCCUAUUUCCACCCCGGAAGUCCGCUGCUUGCAAUCAAAGUGCGCUCUCCACUAGACUGGCCAAAGCUCGGUCCGCACGCUCUGAAGAAGGACGGCCUAUAUGUGCUAGGCUGUCAAUGGGAUGCUUCCGAAAAGCAAAAGUGGCGAGAAUUUCAAGCUGCUAAUGGAAUGUUCACGGCGCAAAACGUUGCACCCUACACGGCCGAGGAAACUGCGUUUCUGAAGAAGAAUUAUCGCUCUGAAUUCCACUUUCUAAUGCAGCAUGGGCUCAAAAUCUUUUCUGAUGAAGAUCGCCAAGAAGGACAGGCUAUUCUACGUGCCAUUAUGCAAGAGUCCGAGGAGGAAGAUCCCGACGACAACGAGGAUGGUUUUGACGAAUCAGAGUUCGAGGGCCACCAGGCAGACUACAACUUCACGGAACGUCAGCUUGAUUGGAUUGAAAAGAACUUCCGCAAUUCGGAGCAGUUUAUGUACUCUUAUGGACUCAAGUUUUAUAACGAUGAUGAUCUCGAGGAGGCUAAGGUGAUUGCGGAGGCUUUGAUGGAUAGCGAUGAUUGGAGAUUCUUGGAAUCGCCGCUCGAAUUUUUGGAGGGACGGAGAUUGAAGCUACAAUUUGUGUUAGCCGAAGUCUAG
This is a messenger RNA of Alternaria postmessia, 2844 nucleotides long. RefSeq lists its product as uncharacterized. The coding region runs from base 1 to 2844 and encodes 947 amino acids. NCBI's taxonomy places the organism in Eukaryota, Fungi, Ascomycota, Dothideomycetes, Pleosporales, Pleosporaceae. The transcript has 3 exons. The record is from RefSeq and is a predicted model, not a curated record.